AUGCAAACUGAAAACUCAGGACGAAAAGUUACGUAUGUGGAAUUAUCAAAAGACACAAGUUUCAAUAAAAAAACUUGUAAGCUUUGGUGGGAUCGAAAAGAUUUACUGUUGAAAACAGGAACAUUAUGUGAUCGUAAAAAAGGCAAAUCGGGUCGUCCAAUUCAUCAAUCAUUUUCAAACAAACAAGAAAUCGAUCAUGCAAUUACUGUAUGUGAAAAUUUGCAAAUCAUAGCAAAUCAAUACGGCUAUGACGUUUAUUUACAUGGACAAACUCAAUUACGUCCAAGAAAACAAGUUGAAACAUGGGUUGACGAGCAAGUAAAUGAACAAACUUACUUGCGUGGUUUAAAAAGCUGUGUUGUUCCGUUUGUGAAAGCAACUAAUUCAAAAAUUUUGAUGUCAGAUUGCGUAAAUUUGAAUCAUACAUUACAAAUUCAACAAUUUUUAUCUAAAAACGGAAUAGAAUUGUAUGGUAGCGCUGGAUACCAUCAGCAGGUUGAAGGUGCUUAUUCACCGUAUUCUCAUGAUUGUUCUAUAUUGGAUUCAUCCAUGUUUGGAACCUUUCAAUCUCAAAUUGCUAAUGAAAUUGCAAGCAAUACACAUUUGGUUGAUUCUGAUGAUAUUUUGAACCAUAUGAGUAAAAUAAUUCCACAAAUAUGGAAAUCAGAUAAAUAUAAAAUUAUCGCUAAAAAUCACAUUGCUGGAUAUGCAAAACGAUUGCAAACAAUAAUCGACAACGAUGGCGGUUUUAUUGCUAAAUACAAGUAA
Molecule: messenger RNA, 768 nt
Organism: Didymodactylos carnosus
Lineage: Eukaryota; Metazoa; Rotifera; Eurotatoria; Philodinida; Philodinidae
Source: the annotation of a GenBank genome assembly